This is a messenger RNA of Amphimedon queenslandica, 3081 nucleotides long. RefSeq names its product beta-galactosidase BoGH2A-like. The coding region runs from base 1 to 2922 and encodes 973 amino acids. Gene Ontology annotation, biological process: carbohydrate metabolic process. Lineage: Eukaryota; Metazoa; Porifera; Demospongiae; Haplosclerida; Niphatidae. Gene Ontology annotation, molecular function: hydrolase activity, hydrolyzing O-glycosyl compounds. The transcript has 4 exons. The record is from RefSeq and is a predicted model, not a curated record.
AUGGCACAUGAAGUUGUUGAAAAAUCAUUGAAAGCUGCAAUGUAUAAAUUGAUUGGUAUUAAUCCUUCCAGUGAAUCACUAGUUCAUCAUCACCUAGCAAGUCAUGCUCGUGCUUUAUCAUCUGAAAAACCUGGCCAGCUUGAGGAACUACCAAGGAUAGCAUCAACAAUGGAAAGUACAUAUCUUGAUACUAGGUUUCCAAACAAGCAUCCUAAACCGAAAGCACCAGUCGAUGUGUAUCUUCCUGAUGAAGCCAGGAUUAAUGCUCAAAUGGCUGAAUGGCUACAGCAAGCAAUAGUGAUGACUGUCGUGGAGCAUGCUGUGGUAAGAUCUGGUGCAGACUGUCAUGCACCAGAUAUUGGGAGAGUUGGUCAAGGUGGUCGAAAAACUCCAGCUCAACCACCCCCACCUACAACAAAUGAAAGGACUUCUCGUGACUACGAUGACAGCACAUGGGAAAUAGUGGAUACACCUCAUGAUGCAUUCAUUAAUGGUGAGUAUGAUAGAUAUAGUUCAAAAGAGCAGGGCUAUCUUCCAAAGAAUGUGACUUGGUAUCGCAAACACUUUAAUCUACCAGCCGACUGGAAGGGUAAGGUUAUAUGGGUGUACUUUGAGGGAGUCUUUAAAGGAUCAAAUAUUUAUCUGAAUGGACAGCAUCUCCAUUAUGAGGAUUCUGGCUACACUAGUUUCACUGUUAGGCUUGACAAGGCCUCCAGUAUAUUCUUUGGUGAUGGUCAAGAAAAUGAUAAUGUACUUGUAGUGCAAAGUACCCCAAACUUUGGUUAUUCUGGCUGGUGGUAUGAAGGAGGGGGUAUUUAUCGUAACACGUACCUUGUUGCUGCUGAUGUCAUUCAUUUCUUACCUAAUGGAAUUUACGUUGCCACUACAGUCAAUGGAGAUUUUCACCCACAUUAUCCAGGGGAUAUCAGUGAAGGAGACUAUGUAGAUUCAGUGACACUUGAUAUCAGUAUGGAUGUCAUCAAUGACGACAAUCAAGAACAAAAAAGAUACUAUCAAAUUACAGUCUUUGAUGCAGAUGGAAGGCAAGUGGGUUACACCAUGUCACCCCCUAAUACCUUUAACCCUGGACAAUCCAAGAUACUACGUGGUUCAAUCACAGUAAACAAUGCUGAAGCAUGGAGCCCAGCAAGACCAUAUCUUUAUACAGUGAAGUGUGACUUGUGGACUGGUGUAGUGACUGAUACCAUUAAUGUAACUCUUGGAGUAAGAAGGGUGAAGUGGGAUGCAGACCAGGGAUUCUUUUUGAAUGAUGUCCGUUUUACGUGGAAAGGCUUUAACAAUCACAAUGACUUCACUGGAGUUGGUAUAGCUGUCCCUGACAGGAUUAACCUAUUUAGGGCUCAGUCAAUGAGAGCAGUGGGUGCUAAUUCAUGGCGUAUGUCACAUAACCCUCCAAUACCAGUCAUGCUUGAUAUUAUGGAUAAUAUAGGCAUUCUAGUAUGGGAUGAGAACAGAGAGUAUGGUAAUGGUUCUAUCAGGGUAGCCAAUCAGAGGAGCAUGGUGAAGAGGGAUAGGAACCAUCCUAGCAUCAUGGCUUGGUCUUUUUGUAAUGAUGAAGAGUGCAAUCAUGGUGAUCAGGAUGAGAAGAUAGCAAAGGAGUUUAGAGAAGUAUCAAAAGAAGCUGAUCCCAAUCGUCCAGUGACUGCUAACAUGAACUCUAAUUUCGGGAAUAAUUUGACUUUACUGAUUGACCUGCAAGGUUUUUCUCAUCAAUCUGGUAGUGUGUUUGACGACUUUCACGAAAAAUUUCCCUCAAUGCCUACCAUUGGGUCUGAGUGCUGCUCAUGUGCAACACAAAGAGGUGAAGACUUUCCUGACAGUUCAAAUUAUAUACUUGGCAAUUUUAAUGCUGACUGUAACAAAGCUCAGACUGAGAACCAACUGAAUAGAUUGUUUGUUGCUGGAUGCAUGGUAUGGACACUGUUUGACUAUUAUGGUGAACCGUCAUUCAAUGGCUGGCCUCAUGUUUCUUCUUCCUUUGGUUCAAUUGACUUGGCCGGAUUUGCAAAAGCCUCAGCUUACUGGUAUCGCUCAUGGUGGCUUUACAAUGGCCUACGAAAUAACACUAAUGGAGGGGUUGAUGUGCCUCUUAAUCCUCCAAAGCUUGUAAAUCCUGGAGCAUCAGCUACUGAAGAUAAUGCUGAAGAUGGCUAUCUGGUACACAUUGUUGAGCAUUGGGAGGAAAAUGAAGCAGCAAAACUACGGACCAUACAUGUAUACACUAAUGCCCCAUCAGUUGAGCUUAUAAUUAAUGGACAAUCACAAGGAGUGAAGGAGCUAGUGUGGCAAGGCUGGGCACAGUGGGAUAACAUAACUUAUGAAGCUGGUUAUAUCACAGCAACAGCUAUUGAUGACAAAAACUCUGUAGUAGCAACACACACAGUAUUAACAGCUGGGGAUGCUGAAAGGAUACGAGCAAUCAUUGAUGUUCCUAAUGAAGACACUGGAACAGGAUCAGCUCUACUCCUGGAUGGACAAGAUGCUGGUAUGGUGAGUGCUGCUUUGCUUGAUGGAAGUGGUAAGAUUGCUCACGGUUCCUCACUUAAUGUGUCAUUUAGUAUUGUGAGUGGACCAGGAAGGAUUGUAGGAGUUGGCAAUGGAGACCCAGCCUGUCAUGAGCCAAACCAAGCAACAUGGAGGAGUGCUUAUCAUGGCCUUGCUCGGGCAAUUGUACAAGUGACUGAAGACCAAGUAACACCAAACAGGCACCGGAUUAUACAGAUAGACAGAGAUGGAGGUAAAAGGACUCUCAUAGGAGAUCCAACAGCUUCAAGAGCAUCACUGGAUGGUAUAGUAGUAGAGGUAUCUGCUCCAGGAGUUGGUACUGCAACUGUAACUAUACCUGUUAGCACUGACCCUAGUGACGGAGUUCUUACCACAGCCAGAAAAACCCGCCAGUAAAAAUAUAUAAUGCUACUGCUUAUAAUACAUAAUGCUUGAUAUAUAUAAUGCUAUACUGCUACUGCUACUGCUUAUAAUCUAACUUUGCUAUAACCUAACUGUUUUAUAGUUUUCAUUACAAAAGAUACCAAUCUAUAUUGAUCUGUGUGUUAAUGUGAA